UGUUGUGCCUUCCACAGCUUCCCAUGCUCGUGGCCAGCAGGGUGCUCUUCCCUUCCCCUCCACCCUCUCCUCUCACAACCCUCGUGCCUCUGCCCGUGGCCGCAGGUGCUGGUGAACCUCAAUGACAUCAACGACAACUGUCCCACCUUCCCGCGGCCCUACGAGGGGCCCUUCGAUGUCACCGAGGGCCAGCCCGGCCCUCGUGUCUGGACUUUCCUGGCCCACGACGGCGACUCGGGGCCCAGUGGACAAGUGGAAUACAGCAUCAUCGCCGGGGACCCCCUGGGGGAAUUUGUCAUCUCGCCGGUGGAAGGAGAGCUGCGGGUGCGGAAGGACGCCGAGCUGGACCGCGAGAACAUCCCCUUCUACAACCUCACCAUCGCCGCCCGCGACCGGGGCGUGCCUCCCCUCAGCUCCACCAUGGUGGUGGGUGUCCGCGUGCUGGACAUCAACGACAACGACCCCGUGCUGCUGAACCUGCCCAUGAACAUCACGCUGAGCGAGAGCGCUGCCGUCUCCAGCUUCGUCACCCGCGUGCUCGCCCAUGACGCCGACCAGGGCCCCAACGCGCUGCUGACCUUCGACAUUACAGCGGGGAACACGGAGAAUGCCUUCUACAUCAACAGCACCAGUGGCGUUGUGUACGUGAACCGCCCGCUGGACAGGGAGCGGGUGGCCGAGUACAGGCUGACGGUGACGGUGAAGGACAACCCCGAGAACAUCCGCAAUGCCAGGCGGGAUUUCGACCUGCUGGUCAUUUCCAUAGCGGAUGAGAACGACAACCGCCCCCUCUUCACCCAGAGCUCCUACCAGGCUGAGGUGAUGGAGAACUCGCCCCCUGGGACUCCUGUCACAAUGCUCAAUGGCCCCAUCCUAGCUCUGGAUGCUGACCAGGGCAGCAAUGCCGUGGUGACCUACGAGCUCCUGAAGGCAUCCCCGGACCUCUUUGUUAUCAACAACAGGACAGGUGUGGUUUCGGUGAAGCCUGGUGGUGUGAUCGACCGAGAGGCUUUGCUGGACCCUCACCUGGAAUUCACACUGAUGGCUCGUGAUGUGGGGGGGCUGAACAGCACGGCCAGCCUGGCAGUGACCGUCCUGGAUGACAAUGACAACCGCCCUGUCUUCCAGCCAGCAUCCAUCACAGUGCGGCUGUUGGAGAACAGCCCUCCAGGCUUCUCCGUCCUCCAGGUGACAGCCACGGACGCUGACAGUGGCCUCAACCAACAGCUGGACUACCGCAUUGAGGGUGGUGGCCAGGACAGGUUCCUGAUCGAUGCCAGCACGGGGGUGAUCCGCGUGGCCAACAUCACCAUCGACCGCGAGGAGCGCGACGCCUACCGCCUGGUGGUGGUGGCCGUGGACCAGGGCACGCCGCCGCUGUCGGGCACGGCCACCGUCAGCAUCCUCAUCGACGACGUCAACGACUGCCGGCCCGAGUUCAUCAACCCCAUCCAGAGCGUCAGCAUCCCCGAGUCUGCUCCCCCGGGCACCGUGGUGGCCGAGGUGACGGCCAUCGACAGGGACCUGCACCCCCGCCUGGAGUACUACCUGCUGGGCAUCGUGGCCCGCGACGACACGGACGCGCUGGUGCCCGACCAGCAGGGAGCCUUCACGGUGGAUUUCAGGACAGGAGCUGUGAAGAUCAAAACUCCCCUCAACCGUGAACUAGUGGCCACCUACGAGGUCACCAUCUCUGUCCAUGACAACGCCAGCGAAGUCAUCGACCGCUCGGUCAGCGUGCCCAAUGCCAAGCUGACAGUCAACGUCUUGGACGUCAAUGACAACACGCCCCGCUUCCGCCCCUUUGGGGUCACCUACUUCACUGAGCGGAUCCUGGAGGGAGCCACGCAGGGCACCACACUCAUCUCCAUCUCAGCAGUGGACCCAGACAAAGGUGCCAAUGGGCAGAUCACCUACGAGCUGCUGAACCUCUCUCCGGAAGGUUACGCCUGUCUGGAAGACCCUUCGGCAGGGAAGGUUGUGGCCAACAGGACGGUGGACUAUGAGGAGGUGCAGUGGCUGAACUUCACCGUCCGUGCCUCCGACAACGGCUCUCCCCGCCGAUCCGCUGAGAUCCCCGUAUACCUGCAGAUCGUGGACAUCAAUGACAACAACCCUGUUUUCAGCCAACCCUCCUACCAGAAAGCUGUGUUUGAGGACGUGCCCUUGGGCACGGUCAUCCUGAGCGUCACGGCCACCGAUGCGGAUUCCGGGCAGUUCGCUCUCAUCCAGUACAGCCUGAGCGACGGAGAGGGCAAGUUUGGGAUAAAUCCCAACACGGGUGACAUCUACAUCCUGUCAGCCCUGGACCGGGAAAAGAAGGAUCACUACACUCUGACGGCCGUGGCCAGGGACAACCCUGGGGAUGUCUCCAGCAACCGUCGGGAGAACUCUGUGCAGGUGCUGAUCACGGUGCUGGACAUCAACGACGUCAGGCCCCAGUUCAGCAAGAGCCAGUUCAGCACCAGCGUGUACGAGAAUGAGCCGGCAGGGACAUCAGUGAUCACCAUGAGUGCCACCGACCUGGACGAGGGGGACAACGGCGUGGUGACCUACAGCAUCGAGGGUCCUGGAGCAGAGGCUUUCAAGAUCAAUAAGGACUCCGGGCUGGUCACAUCCCGGCGGCGCCUGCAGUCCUACGAGAGGUUCAACCUGACUGUGGUGGCCACGGACAAGGGGCAUCCCCCUCUCUGGGGCACCACCAUGCUCCACAUCGAGGUCAUCGACAUCAAUGACAACCGCCCCGUCUUCGUGCGCCCGCCCAACGGCACCAUCCUGCACAUCAAGGAGGAGAUCCCCCUGCGGUCCAAUGUCUACGAGGUGUAUGCCACGGACAAAGACGAGGGUCUCAACGGAGAGGUGCUCUACAGCCUGCUGAAGACAGGGGCAGGGAACAAGGACUGGGAGUAUUUCACCAUCGACUCGGUCAGCGGGCUGAUCCAGACAGCCAUGCGGCUGGACAGGGAGCAGCAGGCAGUGUACAACCUGAUCAUCGUGGCCUCCGACCAGGGCCAGCCACCCUACGAGACCAUGCAGCCCCUGCAGGUAGAGCUCGAUGACAUCGAUGACAAUGAACCCAUCUUCCUCAGGCCACCUAGGGACAGUCCCCAGUUCCAGGCACUCUCUGUCCCCGAGCACUCGCCGCCAGGCACCGUGGUGGGGAAUGUCACCGGCGCGGUGGACGCGGAUGAGGGCUCCAACGCCAUCGUCUACUACUUCAUAGCAGCUGGGAACGAGGAGAGCAACUUCCAGCUGAGCCGGGAGGGGAAGCUGAAGGUCCUGCGGGACCUGGACCGGGAGAAGGAGCCAUACCACUCCAUCAUCGUCAAGGCAUCCAGCCAGAGGAACUGGGCUCCUCCCCGGGGCCAGCAGGCAGCCAGGGCCCAGUUCUGGGACCUCAGCGAGGACCUGACCCUGCAGGAGGUGCGGAUCUUCCUGGAUGACAUCAAUGACCAGGCCCCCCAGUUCACCAAGUCAGAGUACACGGCGGGGGUUGCCACCGAUGCCAAGGUGGGGUCGGAGCUGAUCCGAGUGCUGGCAGUGGACGCCGACGUGGGCAACAACAGCCUGGUCCUGUACCACAUCCUGGGCAUCCGCUACAUCAAGCAGCACUCCAACGACUCCGAGGAGGUGGCCAACAUCUUCAGCAUUGGAACCCUUGAUGGCAUCCUGCGAACCUUCGACCUCUUCACUGCCUACAACCCCGGCUACUUUGUGGUGGACAUUAUGGCCUCUGACCUGGUGGGCCACAACGACACGGCCAUCGUGGGGAUUUACAUCCUGCGGGACGACCAGCGGGUCAAGAUCAUCAUCAACGAGAUCCCUGACAGGGUCAGGCAGUUCGAGGAGGAGUUCAUCAGCCUGCUCUCCAACAUCACCGGCGCCAUCGUCAACACGGAUGAUGUGCAGUUCCACGUUGACAAGAAGGGCCGGGUGAACUUUGCCCAGACGGAGCUGCUGAUCCACGUGGUGAACAGGGAGACCAACCGCAUCCUGGACGUGGAGCGGGUCAUUCAGAUGAUAGACGAGAACAAGGAGCAGCUGAGGAAUCUCUUCAGGAACUACAACGUGCUGGACGUGCAGCCUGCCAUCACUGCCCGGGCGCCCGACGACCUCUCGGCUCUGCAGAUGGCAAUCAUCGUGCUGGCUGUCCUGCUCUUCCUGGCUGCCAUGCUCUUCAUCCUCAUGAACUGGUACUACCGGACAGUGCACAAAAGGAAACUGAAAGCCAUCGUGGCUGGCUCCACUGGGAACAGAGGCUUCAUGGACAUCAUGGACAUGCCAAACACCAACAAGUACUCCUUUGAUGGGGCCAACCCGGUGUGGCUGGACCCCUUCUGCAGGAACAUGGAGCUGGCGGCGCAGGCGGAGCACGAGGACGACCUGCCGGAGAACCUGAGCGAGAUCACGGACCUGUGGAACAGCCCGGCGCGCACCCACGGCACCUUCGGCCGGGAGCCCUCGGCCGCCAAGCCCGAGGAUGACCGCUACCUGCGCGCCGCCAUCCAGGAGUACGACAACAUCGCCAAGCUGGGGCAGAUCAUGCGGGAGGGACCCAUCAAGCUGAUCCAGAAGGAGCUGGAGGACGAGGAGGAGGAGCGCAGCCCCAGCCAGGGCAGCCUGCGCUUCCGGCACAAGCAGCCGGUGGAGCUCAAGGGUCCGGACGGCAUCCACGUCGUGCACGGCAGCACGGGCACCCUGCUCGCCUCCGACCUCAACAGCCUGCCCGAGGACGACCAGAAGGUGCUGGGCCGCUCGCUGGAGACUCUGACCGCCGACUGCGGGGGCUACAGCGACCACAACGCGCGCACCGAGUCGGCCAAGUCCACGCCCUUGCACAAGAUGCGGGAGGUGAUCAUGGAGAGCCCUCUGGAGAUCACCGAGUUAUGACGAGCGCUGCUCUGCUCCUCCAGGCCAGCCGGGGAUGAAGCCCAGAGCAGGGGGCCGUGCUGGGGGCCAGGGCGCUGCUCGGCCCCCGCUCCCCCCCGCAGGAGUCCGGGCUGGCCGGUGCGCAUCGCUCCUUGGAGAGCUUGGCCCCGGCAGAGGGCUCUCAGGACCGGAAUGCUUUUACUCGCCUGUCAUUUAUCCAUGAAACCAUUAAAUUUUUUUUAUUUUUCUUAUUAAAAAAAAAAAAAGGGUUUUUUUUCUAAAAAAAAAAAGAGGGAGAAAAGAAAAGCUAAAUGAAUCUGAUGAGUCCAGACUGGACAGGGGGGAGGAAGGUGCAGUGAGGAUACAGAUGAUGUGCUGCCGCAGCAUCCCCGGGCACAGGCUGGGGACAAGCAGCUGUCACACCUCGACCACGAGCAUGGGGAGGGCCAGGGAAGCGUGGGGAGAGACCAAAUCCUUUUGGCAUUAACGUCACCUUUCCAGUAAGGAAAGACCCAAAAAAUUAAAAAGAAAAAAAAAAAUCCCAAACCCAAAGACAUUCCUCCAUUUUGCUGGCUUUACCAAAACUUGUUGCAAUGUCGAAAAACAGAGAGAGGCUAACUGGGGCUUCUGGAUGUCGAGUGCUCGUGCGUGUCUUUUGUUGCCCUUUUCUUUCCCCUUCUCUCUUGCAUUUGGGUUUGUUUGUUCGGGGGUUUGUUUCCAGUCGUGACCUUGUGGAGAGUUUCGGGCACGGUCUGUUACGGGACUCAGAAAUACACUGUC
Melospiza melodia melodia is the source of this 5649-nucleotide messenger RNA. RefSeq names its product cadherin related 23 (gene CDH23). The coding region runs from base 421 to 4890 and encodes 1489 amino acids. The transcript has 29 exons. Gene Ontology annotation, cellular component: plasma membrane. Gene Ontology annotation, molecular function: calcium ion binding. The record is from RefSeq and is a predicted model, not a curated record. Lineage: Eukaryota; Metazoa; Chordata; Aves; Passeriformes; Passerellidae. Gene Ontology annotation, biological process: homophilic cell-cell adhesion.